Messenger RNA from Coffea eugenioides, 540 nucleotides. Its product is annotated as transcription factor bHLH168-like. Gene Ontology annotation, biological process: regulation of transcription by RNA polymerase II. NCBI's taxonomy places the organism in Eukaryota, Viridiplantae, Streptophyta, Magnoliopsida, Gentianales, Rubiaceae. Bases 1 to 540 code for a protein of 179 amino acids. The record is from RefSeq and is a predicted model, not a curated record. Gene Ontology annotation, molecular function: DNA-binding transcription factor activity, RNA polymerase II-specific; RNA polymerase II transcription regulatory region sequence-specific DNA binding; protein dimerization activity. The transcript is spliced from 3 exons. Gene Ontology annotation, cellular component: RNA polymerase II transcription regulator complex.
AUGCAGCCUGAAGGUGUCUCAUGCAAAAUCGGUCGGAGUGUGAAGGGGAAGCUUCGAAGGCUGCACUUCAAGAAUCUCUACUCGCGACUUGCUUCUCUCCUCCCACCUCUUGCCUCCCAGGAGAAAUUGACUUUACCUGCUCUAGUGGAGCAAUCUUUUGUUUAUGUGAAAGAUCUUAAGAAAAGGAUAGAUGAGCUGAACGCAAAAAAGGAAGAGCUGAAAGAAGAUUUGGUGCUACCAGCCAUUGAGAUGAGUGAAAAGGGUCCAAUUCUUGAAGUGAAUUUGGUUACCAGCUUGAAGAAGGGCUUCACGUUGUAUGAAGUCAUCAGCAUUCUUGAGGAAGAAGGUGCUCAAGUACUGAGCGCAAACUAUUCAACUUCGAAAAACAGGAUCUUCUAUACAAUUUCUUCCCAGGCAUACUCUUCGAGAAUCGGUAUAGAGACUUCAAGAGUGUACCAGAGGUUGAAGACACUAUCAGCUGCAGGAUUUGCUUCUCCAGCCCUAGGGGGAACUCUGUGCCCACUGCAAUUUGAAGGAUGA